Papaver somniferum (opium poppy) is the source of this 669-nucleotide messenger RNA. RefSeq names its product protein ENHANCED PSEUDOMONAS SUSCEPTIBILTY 1-like. The coding region runs from base 1 to 669 and encodes 222 amino acids. NCBI's taxonomy places the organism in Eukaryota, Viridiplantae, Streptophyta, Magnoliopsida, Ranunculales, Papaveraceae. The record is from RefSeq and is a predicted model, not a curated record. The transcript has a single exon.
AUGCAACAACAAAAACCGCAGCACCUACAAAAAAAGCAAUCAUAUCACUUAACUCCAUGGGAUCUUUCCUUAAUCUCUGCACAUUCUGUUCAAUUUGGUCUUCUCUUUGCUAAGCCCCCAUCAUCAUUCUCAGUGUCAUCAUCAUCCUUUGAUAGUGUUGGAGAUCAGAAUCACUUGUCGUCCGGGGCCUUUGUUGAUCAACUGAAGCACUCCCUUUCUAGGACACUUGCCCAUUUCCUACCUCUUUCAGGCCGCUUUGUGACAAAUAAACACGACGACCCACCUUCAUCUUCUAUUUCAAUAGAAUGCAACAAUGACUCGUCUCAAGGAGUUGAUUUCAUACAUGCUGCUGCACCUGUUACUUUAUAUGAUAUACUUUCUCCACGAUAUAUACCACCAAUCAUUAGAUCCUUUUUUGCAUCAUACGAUGAUGGAACCAUGCUGAUGGUUAACCACGAUGGUCACAGCAUUCGUCUGCUCUCUGUACAAGUGACAGAGCUUGUAGAUGGAUAUUUCAUUGGCUGUUCUGUAAAUCAUGCUGUUGUAGAUGGAACGUCUUUUUGGCAUUUUUUUAAUGCGUGGGCGGAAAGUUGUAGAGCGAAAGAAAAUUCUGACGAGUUAAUAUCACAGCCUGCUAUCCUUGAGCGUUGGUUUUUGAAGGAACACUAA